Messenger RNA from Pogoniulus pusillus (Red-fronted tinkerbird), 5456 nucleotides. RefSeq names its product tweety family member 3 (gene TTYH3). The transcript has 14 exons. Lineage: Eukaryota; Metazoa; Chordata; Aves; Piciformes; Lybiidae. The coding region runs from base 95 to 1669 and encodes 524 amino acids. The record is from RefSeq and is a predicted model, not a curated record. Gene Ontology annotation, cellular component: plasma membrane. Gene Ontology annotation, molecular function: volume-sensitive chloride channel activity; intracellularly calcium-gated chloride channel activity.
UGAAGAGAGAGAGAGGAGGAGGGAGAAGGAGCAGGGCAGGCGGCGGCGCUCCAUGGCCGGCGGCUCGGGGUGAGGUGGAACGGCGCGGCCGGGCAUGGCGGGCGUCAGCUACUCGCCGCCCUGGUGGGUGAGCCUGCUGCACCGUCUGCCGCACCUCAGCCUGCGCUGGGAGCUCACCGCCGCCGACUUCCGACCGCACGACGCCGAGUACCAGCAGGCCCUGCUGCUGCUGGGUGGCAUCGCUCUCUCCUGCCUCGCUCUGGACCUGCUCUUUCUCUUGUUCUACUCCUUCUGGCUGUGUUGCCGCCACCGGAAGAGCGAAGAACACCUAAAUGCUGACUGCUGCUGCACGGCGUGGUGCGUCAUCAUCGCCACCCUGGUCUGCAGUGCUGGAAUUGCUGUUGGCUUCUAUGGGAACGGAGAGACCAGUGACGGCAUCCACCGGCUGACGUACUCGCUACGCCACGCGAACCGCACCGUGGCAGGGGUCCAAGACCGGGUACUAGACACUGCGGUGGCCCUGAACCAGACAGUGGAACCCAACUUGCUUGUCCUGGAGGAGAUGUUCACGAAGCAGACAGACUACCUGCAUGUUAUCCAGAAACUACAAGGUCUUUUGGAUGAUCUGGUCAGGCAAACGACUGAGAUCCCCUUUUGGAAGAAUGAAGAGCUGUCUCUGGAGGAACUGGCAAUUCAGAUUGACCUCUAUGACUGGUACAGGUGGCUGGGAUACCUGGGCCUGCUGCUGUUCAAUGUCCUGAUAUGUUUGCUGGUGCUCUUUGGGCUCAUCAGAAACUCCAGGGGCAUUCUUGUGGGGGUGUGCUUGCUUGGGGUGUUUGCCCUGAUUGUCAGCUGGGGAUCCCUGGGUCUGGAGUUGGCUGUUGCUGUGGGCUCCAGUGACUUCUGUGUUAACCCUGAUGCCUAUGUCUCCAAAGUGGUUGAAGAGAAUGCAGUGCUUAGUGCUGAUACUCUCCGCUACUACAUCACCUGUAGUGCUGGAUACCCCAACCCUUUCCAGCAGAAGCUGUCAGGAAGUCACAAGGCUCUGGUUGAAAUGCAAGAUGAUGUCAUGGAACUCAUGAGGUCAGCAAGCAGAGAGCACCCCACCUCCAAGGAGUAUCUUACUCGGAUCCAGGAGGUCUUAAAUUCAACAGAAGUCAACUUGCAGCAACUGACAGCUUUAGUAGACUGUCGGAGUCUUCAUUUGGAUUACGUCCAGGCUUUGACAGGCUUUUGCUAUGAUGGAGUGGAAGGCCUCAUCUACCUGGUUCUCUUCUCCUUUGUCACAGCACUCAUGUUCAGCUCCAUUGUGUGCAGCGUCCCACACACUUGGCAGCAAAAGAGAAGCUCAGAUGAUGAUGGGGAAGACGAAUCAGCUGCUCAAGGGAGUAGACAGACACACGAUAAUCUUUACAGAGUGCACAUGCCCAGCCUCUAUAGCUGUGGGAGUAGUUAUGGCAGUGAGACCAGCAUUCCAGCAGCAGCACACACAGUCAGCAAUGCUCCCGUCACAGAGUACAUGAGCCAGAAUGCAAAUUUCCAGAACCCCCGUUGCGAGAAUACCCCGCUCAUUGGCCGGGAGUCCCCUCCUCCCUCAUACACCUCCAGCAUGAGAGCCAAAUACCUCGCCACCAACCAACCUCGUCCAGAUGCUGGCAGUGUGCAUUAAAGUGAAAAAGCAAAAGCAAGAAAGCAAACAAACAGACAAAACCCACAUGUGCAGUCACACUAAACAAUGUGCCAACUGCUGUGCCCCCCUGCUGUCCUCGUAGAACAAUCCUGCUGUUCUGCCCAAAAGCCAGUACAGCUCCUUCUGUUUCUCCAGUCCAGACCACUCCUCCAACCUGGUACCUGCCCACUGGAGUGGAAGCCCCUUCUGAAUUUAAGCCUCCACCUUGUUGUACCUGCUGUGCAAGAGAGAGCAAGCACAUGCAGGCAAGAAACGGGGGCCAGCUGCCUGGGGGUCAGCUUAUUAGAGUUAGAAAAAGUUGGUGAAUAUCUUCUUCCCCAUUUUUAUCCCCUUCCAUUCCCCAGAGGAACUCAGUGAAAGAUGGUGGUAGAUCUUCUUCACUUCUGCAGUGGGAUCAGCAGCCUGUCAGCGUUGAGGAAGCAGAGGCUGGUGCCCAUGGCUAGCAUACAGCGAGGGGAUGCUGAGUCAAUGCACAACACGGCGUUUUGGUGGGAGUCCUCUGGUCUGGUGCUCGGCGUGAGGGAGGAGGGAAACCCCUGCCUCAUGGUGUCACUGCAUAUCCACUGUCGUUUGGGAGCCAGGGGCUCCUCUACAGCAAACCAUUCCACUACCCUGGUUUAACUUUUUUUUUUUCCUUAAAUCCAUUAAGAAAAUGCCUUUUUCUUUCCCACUCUAACAUGUGAAAUCUUGAGGAGGAGCAGGGGGGCCCAGCACCAGUCAACUAUCCUGACCUCUCUGCUCUGUCAGGGAAGCCCAGGUACUUGCAGAUGGCAUUCUGGGUGCUGCCUUUAUGAGGCUGCCACACAGAUCGGACAGGAGCCAGCCACCCACCCACUUGGUGCCAAAUUUGUCCGGGAGAAGACCUGCAAGGCUCGAUGGGGGUAUUUUUGCACUAAAGAGUUCCAGAUCUUGUGGGACAGGGAGGCUGGAAGCACCAACGGCUUUCUAGCAAACGCGAGGUCUCCCUGCAGGAGUGAGACCUCUGAACUCUGCUGGACUUCUUUUUGUUAGGGAAAAUAAGUUAUGAUUGGCAGCACAGGGUUGCUGAACUGGCACUGAAGGAGGUUUUUGGAGCCUCAGUUCUAACAAGCUCCCAGGAUUGUCAGUUUACCUUCCGCGUUCCAGAGUCAGAAACCCAAGUGGCACCCGAAGAACAUCACAACUUUCAGAGAGAAUUUCUGUUUCAUUCUACUUUACUUUGGUUUGUUUCUCAAGGCACAUUGCUAACCACUAUCUGACCUUAUUAGGGCACAUGUAAAGCAUUUUUCUAGACAGGAGGCUGAACAGGGCUUGCAAAGAGGCAGCUGGAUGCCUGCAGAGGGCAACAUCCUCCACUGGUGCUGUACUUUCCACUGAAAAGCAGUGCUCCAAUGAGCACUGACAGCUUCCUCCUGGAAGAGGAGACUGCCUCUUGAGAGGUGCUGUCCAGUACUGCCCUUUCAGCAGGGUAACAAUGAUGUUCCUUUUUGUCUUUUUACCUCUGAGCAAGGGCAUCUCAGUCUGGCUGCUGAGUAUUAUCUUAACUGGCAGAGGAAGUCAAGUGAGCAACAUCUCUCAAACUGGAAUUGAGCCACUGGCAGAGGCAGUUUGUCUUCACCCCAGUGAUGUUCAGACUUGGUGUCUGUUUACCCCACGUUUGCUGUAUGGGGCACAGAAUCUACCAGCCUGCCUUUGCUCUAGCCAGUUGCCUUUAUGCAGUGAGGUAGGGAUUGCUCCUAGCUCAGUAGGAGCUGUAAAGUGGUACCAGCUCUGUGGAAGAGCAAGUUCUGAGACUCCUUUUGAGAUAGAAACCACUAAGAGAAGGCAAAAGCUGUAGGCCAGCAGUUACUAUUUGAAGGAGGCACCACCGUGCAGACAGGAAGAGAAGGUUUGGGAGAAAACUUCACCAUCAAUCUGGAAGCAGGAUUUUCUUGCUCAGGACUGAGUAUAUGCCCUCUCAGCUGUGUUUGAUGGGCUUCACCCUGAAGCAUACCUCUGUGUUAUCAAAUAAGAGGGGAAGGGCAAUGCAGUCACAGGUGUUGCACAGUGACGCUGUGGUUCAUGAGCACCAAGGUUUCUACCCUGUCUUAAGGCCUCCCAGGAGAGCUGGGUGUGCAAGCUUGAGAUACAGUUAGCUUGCAGGACUUGAAGCAUGCAACUGCUGUCUGUGGGGAACUGAACCUUCCCUUUGCUUUGAAGAAAGAAGCAAGAGCCAUAUAAUCCUUAUUGGACCGAGUUGCUCUGCCAUCACCUCUCCUGGCAAGGAUGUGCUCGGAUUGCUGCGUACACGGAAUUGUGGGGGAGCUGCCCUAAGCUCUGUGGCCCAGCUCUCAUUGAAGGCAAAGUGCUCUGAAGGCUGGAGGGUGUGGGGAACCCAAGUGUUUUGUGUGCUGACUCUCGUGUACACAGAAUGCAUCCUGAACAUGCGUGUGACUGCACUUUGGGUUAGAUCUAAAUUGUCACAGUGGUACUAUCCGUGCCAGCAGGGCUGCCAGGGGAGUGAGCCUAUGCCUUUUUGUUUGCAGCAUCUGAUGGAGCAGCCACCUUGACCAGCUUCCUUCCAAGGUUUGGUGUAGCCAUUCUUAACACUCAGAACAACUUCUAACAGUGUCUGGGGCUUGCAGCAAGGCACAGAUGUGGAGAUAUGCGCUCUGUGACUUCAAGGCGUGACUGGAAAGAAUGUUAGAGAGCUAACCUUUUGCUCUCUGGAGGCCAGCAUAACAUGACUGCAGUGUGAGCUGUGUACCUUUGUCCAGCCAGCACUUCCUUACUUGACAUGGAUAUUGCACUUUUGUAAAGCAUCCUGGAACUCUGCUGCCCCGCUGCAUGCUGUGCAGAGCGCUGGAUAGGAAACACAGACAAAUGGGUUUCUUUUGGUUUAUUAUUGUUGCUACUCUUUUUUUCCCCCCUUCUUUUUCUUUCCCCACCCCUUUUCUUUUUUACUGGAACCUUGAGCAACAGUGUGGCAUUUCUGCAGGCUGGUCUGAACAGAUCUGCUGAAGAACAGAUGGCCUUUGCCUAUUCUUAUGGCUGCGACAUAAUCGGUCUCAUCCAUAUGGUCACAUUUUGUCUGGGGAGUGGACUUUCAAAAGCCAAGAUCUCCCAGACUCUGUGCCUCCCUCUUGGGUGAACAGCAGGUGCUAUCUGGCGAAGACUCAUCUGUUCUAGAUGGCAUUCAUGGUCGAGGGAGCCCAAACUCUUCAAGCUGUAGGAGGGAAAGCUGUAGAGACUUCUCUCUCUCUUCCAUCAUGUGUCUCUGUUUUUAAUGUGACAAAAUGCCAAGGCCAUAUCACUUGGUGUGUCCCAGCUGACCUUAUUGGAGCCUCACUCAUGUUACUGGUUGCUAGCAAAAGGGUCCAGAAUUCAGGGGAGAUGAGACUGGCCUCUGGACACCUCGCUGACUGCAAAUUCAAGGCAGCUUGUCCGGUUGAAGGUGACUGCAUCAGUGAAGACACUUCAUGUUACUCUUUCAGAAGCACAAACGUGGGCAUUGGCUUGUCUGGUUGGCUUGGUUUAUUUCCACUGCAUCAUCAUGAGUGAAUGACACUUUCUUUUGGAACUGAGAACUCUUCCAAGCACACAAACAUCUCCACAAUGUGAAAUGUAAAUAGCAUGUUGGACUCUUGCGUCCAGUGUUCAAGACUGCAUUGUAAUUGUAAAGGAAACCGAAUCAAGACUUGGCUGUGAAUUUCUUGUGCUGUCUUGGGAAUAUAACUGUAGUGUUUGUAUCCUGUAUGUACUAUUAAACUGAGUUCAUUUUAUGUGCUGAUAAAAGGGUUCAAGCUAA